AAAAAGUGUUUUUAGGCUGCGCGAGGCUCACUGUUGGUCAGCCAGUGUGUGAGAGCAGCUUAGAAGGGCUGGGAGCUCUGUGUCUGGUUUAAACGCAACUUUGGGAGAAGCUUUGGGGAAAUGGCUGGCGUUCAUCGCUUGGUUAUCGUCCGACACGGAGAGAGCUCCUGGAACCAAGAGAACCGCUUCUGUGGCUGGUUUGACGCUGACCUCAGUGAGAAGGGCUUGGAGGAGGCCAAGCGUGGAGCGCAGGCCAUCAAAGAGGCGGGCAUUAAGUUUGACGUGUGCUACACCUCUGUGCUCAAACGGGCCAUCAAGACCCUGUGGACCAUCAUGGAGGGCACGGACCAGAUGUGGCUGCCUGUGAUCCGUACCUGGCGCCUGAACGAACGUCACUACGGAGGCCUUACCGGCCUCAACAAGGCAGAGACGGCCGAAAAGCACGGCGAGGAGCAGGUGAAGAUCUGGCGCCGUUCCUUCGAUAUCCCACCUCCGCCUAUGGAUCAGGACCACCCUUACAACAAAAUCAUCAGUGAGUCUCGACGUUACAAGGGCCUGAAGCCCGGUGAGCUUCCUACCUGUGAGUCCCUGAAGGACACCAUCGCGCGUGCGCUGCCUUUCUGGAACGACGUCAUCGCUCCUGAAAUCAAAGCAGGGAAGAACGUUAUCAUCGCAGCUCACGGCAACAGCCUCCGUGGAAUCGUUAAACACUUGGAGGGCAUGUCUGACGCAGCCAUCAUGGAGCUGAACCUCCCCACAGGAAUCCCAAUCGUGUACGAGCUGGAUGCAGACCUGAAACCGGUCAAGCCCAUGUCUUUCCUCGGCGAUGAAGAAACUGUAAAGAAGGCCAUGGAGGCCGUGGCUGCCCAGGGCAAAGUCAAGAAGUAAACCAACCUGCCUUGGAGUGCUCCAUGAACGGGCAGAUAGAGACUUGUACCCCUUUAUUCUUCUCGCUUUACCUCUAAGUGCCCAUCCUCAUAUUUCAUUCCAAAUGGGGAAAUGGUUAAUGGUUUUUUGGGAGAAGAGCCAGGCCCCGCAUUUUACGCAGUCGCACAUCACUCAGACCUUUUAAAUUGUGGUCGAGCCCUACUUUGUAGAGCUCGCCGCUCACAACCAAUAAAGAAGUCAUGUUUUUA
Nematolebias whitei (Rio pearlfish) is the source of this 1136-nucleotide messenger RNA. RefSeq names its product phosphoglycerate mutase 2 (muscle) (gene pgam2). The record is from RefSeq and is a predicted model, not a curated record. NCBI's taxonomy places the organism in Eukaryota, Metazoa, Chordata, Actinopteri, Cyprinodontiformes, Rivulidae. Gene Ontology annotation, molecular function: intramolecular phosphotransferase activity. The transcript has 3 exons. Bases 121 to 888 code for a protein of 255 amino acids. Gene Ontology annotation, biological process: glycolytic process.